Molecule: messenger RNA, 2170 nt
Organism: Octopus sinensis (East Asian common octopus)
Lineage: Eukaryota; Metazoa; Mollusca; Cephalopoda; Octopoda; Octopodidae
Product: transmembrane protein 50A
Exons: 6
Coding region: 58-537 (159 amino acids)
Biological process (GO): late endosome to vacuole transport via multivesicular body sorting pathway; protein targeting to vacuole
Source: RefSeq, a predicted model, not a curated record
AAAUAUUAACUGCUGCUCGGUAUUGUUUGUAUAUUUUGUGAGGAAAGUCUGUCAAACAUGUCUGGAUUUCUUGAUAAUUGCCGUUGGUCCUGUUCCGAUGGCUGUGAACUCGGGGAUAGACGAAACAUGGUGGCUUCUAUUAUAGCCGGGGUUUUGUUUUUUGUAGGUUGGUGGAUCUGUAUCGAUGCUGCUGUCAUCUACCCUGACAAUACCCAGUUGAACCAUGCUUACUACGUGUGUGGAGUUACAAGUACGUUAGCCUUUUUCAUGAUCAAUUCUGUAUCGAAUGGUCAGCUGCGAGGUGAUACUUACACCAGUGGUUGUUUGGGCCAAACAGGUGCUCGCAUCUGGAUUUUGUUUGGUUUCCUGUUUGCAUUCGGUUCACUGAUUGCUGCUGCUUGGAUUUUGUUCGGCUUCUACGUUGCUACAAACCAAGAUGAUGACUGGCCAGGAACUGCCAUAUUCUUACAGAAUGCCUUUAUUUUCUUCAGUAGUAUGGUGUUCAAAUUUGGUCGUACAGAAGACUUGUGGGGUUAAAGAACAGACAGAGGCAUCAGGAUGCCCGUUCUUUCCUAUCUCUCUCCAGUCUUUCAAUAGGGAAGCGUUUGAAAAAAAAAAAAACAAUCUAUCUGGUGACAAGAUCUUACUUUAUUUAUAUUUCUUUACAAUAAUGUCUGCCAUAAAAAACAAAAAAAAGCCUUUCUAAUUAAUUAUAUACAUAAUUCUUCAUCUUCUUAAUUGCUUUGUUUGUUAACCCCCCCCUCUCCUCCACCCCCCAUCUUGCAAACUGGCUCUGUCUGCUACAAGAGCUAUUAACAGUUCUGUAUUCUCUUCUCUUACAAACAUCACCUUAAUCUCAUUCAUCAUGUUUUUCUAUGCUUAUAAUGAUAAUACACAACUGUUUAAUAAUAAUAAUAAUAAUAAUAAUUGCUAUUUAAAACAUUCGUCACCCCCCAAACAAAACAAAAGAAAAAUCAAAAAUUGUAUUUAUUAUAAUAAAUGCCUUGUGGUGUUAUAUCUCUUUACAUUCUGAAUUUUAAUCCCACCGAAGAAGACUACCAUUCAUCCUUCUGAGGUCUAUAAGAGUAAUUAGCCAUUAAAUACUGGGCUAGAUUAUAGUUGACUAAUUAGUUAAUGAGAUGGACAUAGCAUAGAUAAUAGAACAGAGAGGAUUAGCCUAAUUGCAGUAUUAAAACUCACGUUACACAUUUCCGAGUUCAAAUCACACAGGAAGCCGUUAACUUAAACAGGAUCGACUCCACGGGAUUGUGACUAGAUUUAUUAACCCCUUUAGCACUCGGAUUAUUCUGCGAAAUGGAGCACUUAUUCCUUCGCAUUGUUUUGAAUUGACCGCACGUUCUCUUCUAGCUUUGAAAUUUCAGUGAUGUGAUUAGUUUAUCUUUAGAAUGACAUUGUAGGGUAGGUGUGAGAGGCUGGAUCUGGCCAGUUUGAACAGGUAGAAUAUUUUGGCAGGUUUAAAUGCUAAAGGGGUUAAUUAAUUGACCAAGAACAAAAGGAGUUGUCAGCAGUUAUUGGAGCACCAGACUAGAUGCCUUUAGUUAGUGUCACCUCUGCUUCCUGUCCUAAUUCUAAAUACAUCCAGGAUAGUGAAAUGAUAGAAAUACAAAAGCCUAUAAUUUGUAACUCCAUUCCAAUAAUUAACCUUGUUGUUUGACUUGUGAGACAUAGCAGCUAAAUCUCCCUCAGAUCACACCCUAGUAAUUUUAAAAAAGAAAAAAAAAAAGGGACACAUUGAAUAAUGUAGAUAUAUACAAUUCUAAUUAGGGAGUCCCCUGUCCUUAAUUCACCCAGAACAUUCUCAAUAUUUGCAAUGGUCUUUUCUGCUAGUUGAUGGGGCACGUUGAGAAGUUCCUGUUUAUUUUUAUACAAGGACGUAAAAGAAGUGAAAUUAUUACAACUGGGAUGACACAAUCAGGUUACAGACUCAGCUCACCAAAUUAUUCCAUUAUAUACGUGUAUAUGUAUAUAUGUAUAUAUCUUUUGGCUGACAAAGUGUUUGCUUUAGUUGAUGGCAACAACCAUGGUGAGCUUUUCAAAGGUUGUGUUGUUGUGGUAUGAGCUGAGUCUGUGACCUAGUUUGUUAUUCCUGGUGUUAUCUUACAAAACCAACCAUUAACAUCUUAUCUUCUCAUUUCUCCAGUCAAAAAAA